CUUCUCUUUCCCCCUUCCCGUUCGACCUCGAUUUCGCAUCAAAAGCACCAACACGAUCGUGCUCGACUUUGCAUGCCACGCUCGCAUGCUCGUUCAGGCAUCUACUGUGGCUAUGCUGCCCCGCCAAGCGGAUGCCUUCGAGAUGCCAGCGAGGCUGAGCCAACACGUCCUCCUGCAUCGCAAAAGCAAAUUCGUCCCAAGUUGCAACUUCAUCUUCCACGACUUCCAUCCUGGCCUCGCUCCCGGAACGUCCCUCCUGUUAAAGCUCUUUCCAUCUCUUGAUGCGUGACACGUCGAUUACCGAUGGCUGAUCCCAUCAACGCCGCGAUCAAGACGGUCGCGGCUGUCACAACACAGGCGUACGACUACGGCUCGAAAGUCAAACAUGCGAAGGAAGACAUCGAAAAUGUCAAUCGUGAGCUCGUACAGGUCGGGCAGGUUCUCGAGAAGCUCAAGGCACUUGCCGAAAGGGCCGAAAAGGCCGAAAAGGCCGGACAGUCUGGACAGUCUCUCGAUGCCUGGCCGACCUUGAUUGAGCUCAACGCCGACGAUGGACCCCUUGCGAAAUGCAAUCAAUCCUUACUGGACCUCAAGUCGGAAUUGGCUCCAGUCAGCAGUCUCCGAGAGAAAUUGUCCCAGAAAGCAAAAUGGCCUCAGAAGAAAGAAAAGGUCGAGAAGUCUCUUCGAGCAAUCGUGAAGGAAAAGAAUGUUUUUCUUGAAAUGCUAAAUGUGGACCAUAUAAGCAAAGAAGAAUGAGAUAAUAAACUGGCUUUCUCCCACUGAUCCAAGGACCAACCAAGAAGCCGCAAGAAAAAAGCAUGAAGAACAAACGGGCAAAUGGUUCACGGAAGGACCAGACUACGCAGCGUGGUUAGAACAACC
Hyaloscypha bicolor E is the source of this 882-nucleotide messenger RNA. RefSeq lists its product as uncharacterized. The record is from RefSeq and is a predicted model, not a curated record. The coding region runs from base 304 to 756 and encodes 150 amino acids. The transcript is spliced from 2 exons. Lineage: Eukaryota; Fungi; Ascomycota; Leotiomycetes; Helotiales; Hyaloscyphaceae.